Messenger RNA from Lathyrus oleraceus (garden pea), 717 nucleotides. Its product is annotated as protein MAIN-LIKE 1-like. The transcript is spliced from 3 exons. The record is from RefSeq and is a predicted model, not a curated record. Lineage: Eukaryota; Viridiplantae; Streptophyta; Magnoliopsida; Fabales; Fabaceae. The coding region runs from base 1 to 717 and encodes 238 amino acids. Gene Ontology annotation, biological process: meristem development; meristem maintenance.
AUGAUAUGCAUUAAUUUAACUUACAAGCAUAAUGGCUAUAGACAUGAAAGACUGAGGCGUCAGCAUUCACCAGUGCCACCUCUUACGGAUGAUGUUAUUGUUUUAGUCCCACCUGUCACUGAUGAUGUUGAUCCAGUGCGACCUCUAGAGGGUGAGGCUGUUGCGGAUGCUGAACCGUGGGCUUUUGGAGGAGGUCCAUUUGAUUUAUCCUUACUUCCUCUAUAUCUAGACCAUACUGCCAGACAUAUAUGGGACAACGAGAAGCGUGAUCCCCAAAAGUUUGUUAACCACAAGAGAAAGAUUGUUGCAUUGCCUCCGCCGAAUGAGGAUUGGUUUUUGUCGAUUAUGACUUUAUCUGGCAUGAAGGACCUAUGCAUGACCGGUUACACUCUGGUCAACCACGGGAUGCUUAAUGCACCCGUGGAGAGAUGGCACUCUAAGACCUCGUUGUUUCAUCUCCUGCAUGGUGAGAUGUCUAUCACACUAGACGAUGUCUCGUUUUUGUUACAUCUUCCGAUCAGGGGGAGAUUCUUCGAUCAUGGAAAGGUUAGUAAAGACAAGGCACUUGAGAUGAUCGUAGAGUAUCUAGGGGAUGAUCCAGAGAAGGCGAUGAAGGAGGUGCAUAUGACCAUGGGUGCUCAUGCUAGAUUUGAGUUCCUGAGGAACAUUUAUGCGACUGAGAUCCAGAGAGCAGAGCAGGAUGAUGGUGAUUGUUGA